Cuscuta europaea is the source of this 426-nucleotide messenger RNA. The record is from the annotation of a GenBank genome assembly. NCBI's taxonomy places the organism in Eukaryota, Viridiplantae, Streptophyta, Magnoliopsida, Solanales, Convolvulaceae.
CUGACGGCCAGAAAAAGUUAACUGAGGCCGGCCUGAGCGCCUCGAAGAAGACGAAGAGGGCUCCUUCCCCUUCUCCGGCUACUGAGGCCGGUACUCUGGCUGUCCCCAGCGUGGACGAUAGUGGUCCUGUCGUGGACCUUACUGCUGCUGGUGAUGCUGCUCCAUCACUGCCUCUCGUCCAGGAGCCACGGACGAAGAGGGCCGGCAAAGAGAUUGCAGGUGCCACCUACCAGAAGAUGGUAGAAUACCCCGUCGGCGGGGGUGUCUUCGAUGACGUCGUCCUUGGCCACGACGUCCUGGCGCAGGCCAUGCCGGCCAAGGAUCGGGCUUACCUGAGGAAGCUCGGGGACGUGAAUAUCUACGAGGGCGGCAUGGACCUCCUCGUCCAAAGUGCCUUCAUGCUAAUGGAGAGCCACAAGAGGCAAU